UGCUCGCACUUGAAAACCACUCUCGCAAACCAUCUCGUCGAUCUCACCUCGACGGCUUGACGUCAUCGUCCAAACGAGUAUAGAAACAGGAAGCAGCCAAGGCAAAACAGAAGUAAUGGGCAACUGGUUCACCAAGACGUACGAGUACGAAAUACCCAUCACGACGGAGCCAGUGCAGCGGCCGCCCUUCCCCUCGGGGAAGGGGUCGCUGUCCCGGCGGGCGCCCGCCGGCGACGUUGGCCCCGUGCUGCAGCAGCCCAUGGUAGACGUGCGGUCGCUGUUCCACCUGGAGCGGGAGCUGGGGAGAGGGCAGUCCGGGACGACGUACCUGUGCACGGAGCGCGCCACGGGGCUCAAGUACGCGUGCAAGUCCGUGUCCAAGCGCAAGCUGGUGCGCCGCCACGACGUGGAUGACAUACGCCGGGAGAUCACAAUCCUGAAGCACCUCAGCGGGCAGCCCAAUAUCGCGGAGUUCAAGGCCGCGUUCGAGGACGCCGACAGCGUGCACCUCGUCAUGGAGUUCUGCUCCGGCGGGGAGCUGUUCGACCGCAUCAUGGCCAAGGGGAGCUACUCGGAGCGCCAGGCCGCGGCAGUGUUCCGUGACAUCAUUACCAUCGUGCACGUCUGCCACUUCAUGGACGUCAUGCACCGGGACGUCACGCCGGAGAACUUCCUGUUCACCAGCGCCGCAGAGGACGCGCCGCUCAAGGCCAUCGACUUCGGCCUCUCCGUCUUCAUCGAAGAAGGUAAAGUUUACAAGGACAUUUUGGGAACAAACUAUGUGGCGCCAGAGGUAUUGCAUCGGAAUUAUGGGAAAGAAAUUGAUGUCUGGAGCGCUGGAGUGAUCUUGUACAUUCUUCUAUGCGGGUCACCCCCCUUCUGGGCAGAAACAGAGAAAGGCGCAUUUGAUGCUAGACUGGUCGGUGAACUUGAUUUAAGCAGCGCCCCAUGGCCCUCCAUAUCUGAAAGUGCAAAGGAUCUUAUCAGAAAAAUGAUGAACACAGAUCCCCAGAAGCGUAUUACUGCAGUUCAGGCCCUAGAACAUCCAUGGCUCAAAGAAGGUGGCGCAGCUAACAGACCUAUUGAUAGCGCACUCCUGUCAAGAAUGAAGCGAUUCAAGGCGAUGAACAAGCUAAAGCAACAAGCACUCAAGGUGAUCGCGGAAAACCUAUCACCGGAGGAAAUCAAGGGAUUGACGCAGAUGUUCAAUAACUUGGAUACUGACAAGAGUGGAACAAUUAUAUUUGAAGAACUGAAGGAAGGAUUGACAAAACUAGGGUCGAAGAUUAGUGAAGCAGAGGUUCAAGAGCUUAUGGAAGCAGUUGAUGUAGACAAGAGUGGCAGCAUUGAUUACACAGAGUUCCUUACUGCCAUGAUGAAUAAACAUAAUCUGGAAAAGGAGGAGGAUUUGCUACGCGCAUUUCAACACUUUGACAAAGAUAAUAGCGGGUACAUAACAAGAGACGAAUUGGAAAGAAUGGGUGAUGAAGCCAGCAUUAACCAAGUACUGGAUGAAGUUGAUAAAGAUAAGGAUGGAAGAAUCGACUACGAGGAAUUUGUGGACAUGAUGAGGAAAGGAAACUAGACCUGAGGCAAACUCUGAUCUCUUGAUGAAUGUGGUUGUAUAUAUAUUUCAGUGGAUACUGCGAGUAUAGGAGAAACACUGCAACUUUACCUCAGAACAAGU
Phragmites australis (common reed) is the source of this 1687-nucleotide messenger RNA. Its product is annotated as calcium-dependent protein kinase 12-like. Gene Ontology annotation, biological process: peptidyl-serine phosphorylation; protein autophosphorylation; intracellular signal transduction. Lineage: Eukaryota; Viridiplantae; Streptophyta; Magnoliopsida; Poales; Poaceae. The record is from RefSeq and is a predicted model, not a curated record. Gene Ontology annotation, molecular function: calcium/calmodulin-dependent protein kinase activity; calmodulin binding; ATP binding. The coding region runs from base 116 to 1585 and encodes 489 amino acids. The transcript has 8 exons. Gene Ontology annotation, cellular component: nucleus; cytoplasm.